GAGAGGGGGUAGCGGCAGUAGCCGCCGCCAUCACGAUCCCGUUUCCCGUCAGCAUUGCCCCCAGCUUGGCUGUACUAUCUGAGGAGGGAAGGAAGGGGUGAGCCGCUCCUCCCCUUCUCUUCCCUGUCCCGGUUGGGAUGUGGUGAGGCGGGCGGGCAGGCAAGGCACCCCAACCUCUGACUGGCAGCCCCUCCCCCAGAGUCCCGGGGCAGAGGAAGGGAAGGAGCAGAAACUGAAGUUGCCGUGCCCCGAGGGGAGCUCGAGCGGAUCCUAACCUCGGAGUAGCUUUAGAGGUGUCGAAUAGACCAGAGCAGCCAUGUUUCGGAACAGUCUCAAGAUGCUUCUUACAGGUGGAAAAUCAAAUCGGAAAAACAGAUCCAGUGAUGGAGGAAGCGAGGAACCACCAGACCGAAGACAGGCGAGCAUAGAUUACUGUCAGAGCCAUUCUGGUCAGGGUGGUGGCUCCACUGAGAACGACUCUGCUUAUGAACAAGAGUAUGCUAUCCCAACACUCCCAGUCCCUGAAGGUAUGCAGCACAUUCGGAUUAUGGAAGGCAUGUCCCGCUCUCUCCCAUCCUCCCCAUUACUAACACAUCAGUCUAUCAGUGUUCGGCUCCAACCCAUGAAGAGAUUAACUGCUCCACUAAGGAAGGCAAAAUUUGUUGAGAGCCCUCGAAUCCCAGAAUCAGAGCUUGGCUCACCAACUCUUUCUUCAGCGCCAAAACUGGACCUUGAUGCCUACUGCCCUGGUGAAACUGAGCAGGAGUUGGGACCUCCCCCAUCUGUGGAUGAGGCAGCAAAUACACUCAUGACUCGCCUGGGCUUCCUCCUGGGAGAGAAGGUAAACGAGGUGCAGGCAGGGCACCAGUACAGCAUGGAAGUCCAAGAGGACAAUCAGACCUCAGCAGUAUCCCAGCGAAUAAGUCCCUGUUCAACACUGACCAGCAGUACUGCUUCACCACCUGCCAGCAGCCCUUGUUCCACCCUUCUUCAAACUAGUACAAAGGAUGUUAUGGCAAAGGACUGCAGUUAUGGAGCUGUCACAAGUCCCACUUCCACCCUGGAAAGCAGAGACAGUGGCAUCAUAGCAACGUUGACAAGCUAUUCUGAAAAUAUGGAUCGUGCUAAGUAUGGAGGAGAAAGCAGUAAAGAAAUAGGAUCUGGUGGAAACCUGAAGCCUUGGCAGUCUCAAAAAUCUAGCAUAGACUCUUGUUUAUAUCGAGUAGAUGAAAAUAUGACAGCCUCUACAUACAGUUUGAAUAAGAUCCCUGAAAGAAACCUAGAGACGGUUUUAUCCCAAUCAGUACAAUCUAUUCCACUCUAUCUUAUGCCACGACCAAACUCUGUAGCAGCCACCAGCUCAGCCCAUUUAGAAGAUCUAGCUUAUCUGGAUGAACAACGGCAUGCACCCCUGCGCACAUCUCUUCGAAUGCCUCGCCAGAGUAUGGCUGGUGCUCGUACACAACAGGACCUAAGAGUACGCUUUGCACCUUACAGACCUCCUGACAUAUCUCUGAAACCACUGCUUUUUGAGGUACCCAGCAUUACCACAGAGUCUGUAUUUGUUGGCCGGGACUGGGUAUUCCAGGAGAUUGAUGUACAGUUGCAGAGUGCUGAUGCCAGUGUGAACAGAGGUGUGGUGAUUGUUGGAAAUAUUGGCUUUGGAAAGACAGCAAUCAUUUCCAGACUGGUAGCACUGAGCUGUCAUGGCACACGCAUGAGACAGAUUGCCUCUGACAGUCCCCAUGCCUCCCCAAAACAUGCUGAUGCAAACCGAGAGCUUCCCCUCACUCAGCCACCUCCUGCUCAUUCUUCCAUCACUAGUGGCAGCUGCCCUGGAACCCCAGAAAUGCGCAGACGCCAAGAAGAGACUAUGCGAAGACUUGCUGCACAGGUUGUUGCUUAUCAUUACUGCCAAGCAGAUAAUGCUUACACCUGUCUUGUGCCAGAGUUUGUACACAAUGUAGCAGCCUUGCUCUGCCGCUCCCCACAGUUUGUUGCCUACAGAGAGCAGCUGUUGCGGGAACCACAUCUGCAAAGCAUGCUUAGCCUACGAUCCUGCGUACAGGAUCCCCUGGCUUCUUUCCGGAGGGGAGUUCUGGAGCCCUUGGAAAGUCUUCAUAAAGAACGCAAGAUCCCCAAUGAAGAUUUCAUCAUAUUGAUUGAUGGUUUAAAUGAAGCUGAAUUUCACAAACCUGAUUAUGGGGACACAAUAGUGUCUUUCCUCAGCAAAAUGAUAGGGAAAUUUCCAUCCUGGCUGAAGCUGAUUGUGACAGUUAGAACAAGUCUACAGGAAAUAAUUAAAUUAUUGCCCUUCCAUAGAAUAUUCCUGGAUAAACUGGAAGAGAAUGAAGCUAUAGAUCAGGAUCUCCAAGCCUAUAUCCUACACCGCAUACACAGCAGUUCUGAGAUACAGAAUAACAUUUCUCUGAAUGGCAAAAUGGACAACACAACCUUUGGCAAACUGAGUUCUCAUCUCAAAACCUUGAGUCAAGGAUCGUACCUGUACCUUAAGCUCACAUUUGAUCUUAUAGAAAAGGGCUAUUUGGUGUUAAAAAGUUCCAGCUACAAGGUAGUUCCUGUUUCCCUUUCAGAGGUGUAUCUACUGCAGUGCAAUAUGAAAUUCCCAACACAGUCUUCCUUUGACCGGGUAAUGCCUCUCUUGAAUGUGGCAGUGGCAUCUCUGCAUCCUCUGACUGAUGAGCAUAUUUUCCAGGCCAUCAAUGCAGGGAGUAUUAAAGGUACCUUAGAAUGGGAGGACUUUCAACAGAGGAUGGAUAACCUCUCCAUGUUUCUUAUCAAGCGCAGAGAUAUGACCCGAAUGUUUGUCCAUCCAUCUUUUCGAGAGUGGCUCAUUUGGAGAGAAGAAGGAGAAAAAACCAAGUUUCUCUGUGACCCAAGGAGUGGCCAUACAUUGCUCGCCUUUUGGUUUUCCCGUCAAGAAGGAAAACUCAACAGACAACAGACUAUUGAGCUGGGCCAUCAUAUUCUCAAAGCACACAUCUUUAAGGGUCUGAGUAAAAAAGUUGGGGUUUCCUCCUCAAUUCUCCAGGGGCUUUGGAUUUCCUACAGCUCAGAAGGUCUUUCCAUGGCACUGGCCUCUCUGCGGAACUUGUACACUCCCAACAUAAAGGUCAGUCGGCUGUUGAUCUUGGGAGGUGCCAACAUCAAUUACAGGACUGAAGUGCUGAACAAUGCCCCAAUUUUGUGUGUCCAGUCUCAUCUUGGUUACACUGAGAUGGUAGCUUUGCUAUUGGAGUUUGGAGCAAAUGUUGAUGCCUCUUCCGAAAAUGGCCUUACAUCUCUUGGAUAUGCUGCUGCUGCUGGCUAUUUAAGCAUUGUUGCACUCUUGUGCAAGAAACGAGCCAAGGUUGAUCACUUGGACAAGAAUGGUCAGUGUGCAUUGGUUCACGCAGCUCUCAGAGGCCACCUGGAGGUUGUCAAGUUCUUGAUUCAGUGUGAUUGGACAAUGGCUGGACAACAGCAGGGUGUGUUCAAAAAGAGCCAGGCCAUCCAGCAAGCACUCAUUGCUGCUGCCAGCAUGGGAUUCACUGAGAUUGUCUCCUACCUGCUUGAUCUCCCAGAAAAAGAUGAGGAAGAGGUAGAAAGAGCACAAAUCAACAGUUUUGACACUCUUUGGGGAGAGACAGCUCUGACUGCUGCAGCAGGACGAGGCAAGCUGGAUGUUUGUCGACUGCUUCUUGAGCAAGGAGCAGCUGUUGCCCAACCUAACCGCCGUGGGGUUGUUCCCUUGUUCAGCACUGUUAGACAAGGCCAUUGGCAGAUUGUUGAUCUCUUGCUCACUCAUGGCGCAGAUGUUAAUAUGGCAGAUAAACAAGGUCGGACUCCAUUGAUGAUGGCAGCUUCAGAGGGACAUUUGGGCACAGUACAAUUCUUACUGGCACAAGGCUCCUCCAUUUCACUCAUGGACAAAGAAGGACUGACUGCCCUUAGCUGGGCUUGCCUGAAGGGCCACCUUUCAGUAGUGCGAGCUUUGGUGGAGAGUGGAGCUGCUACAGAUCAUGCUGAUAAAAAUGGUCGCACUCCGUUGGAUUUAGCUGCUUUUUAUGGAGAUGCAGAGGUGGUUCAGUAUCUGGUGGAUCAUGGUGCCAUGAUUGAGCAUGUGGACUACAGUGGGAUGCGCCCCCUUGACAGGGCAGUGGGUUGCCGUAAUACUUCCGUUGUAGUCACCCUCUUGAAGAAAGGAGCCAAGAUAGGUCCAGCAACCUGGGCAAUGGCCACCUCCAAGCCAGACAUCAUGGUUAUCCUGUUGAGCAAGCUGAUGGAAGAGGGGGACAUGUUUUACAAGAAAGGGAAAGUAAAGGAGGCGGCCCAGCGCUACCAGUAUGCUUUGAAGAAGUUCCCCCGAGAAGGGUUUGGAGAGGACUUGAAAACCUUCCGAGAGCUGAAAGUGUCAUUGCUUCUCAACCUCUCCCGAUGUCGGAGGAAAAUGAAUGAUUUUGGAAUGGCGGAGGAAUUUGCUACUAAAGCACUGGAGCUGAAACCGAAAUCUUAUGAAGCUUACUAUGCAAGAGCAAGGGCCAAACGCAGCAGCAGACAGUUUUCAGCAGCACUGGAGGACCUGAACGAGGCCAUCAAGCUUUGUCCGAACAACCGUGAGAUCCAGCGGCUGCUCAUGAGGGUAGAAGAAGAGUGCAGGCAGACACAGGUGCAGCUACAACAACAACCUCUUGUAGUAUCUGAAGCAGAAACACAUCAUGAAGAGUUGUAUGAAGUGCAAGACAUCUUGGAAGAGGAGUAUCUUGAGCAAGAUGUAGAAAACAUUUCUGUUGGCUUGCAGACGGAGUCACAGUCCAGCCAAACACUGCCCGUCAUCCAAAGUCCACCCUCUUCCCCUGCCCAUCGGGACUCAACCUACAUCUCCAGCUCACCACUUGGUUCACAUCAGGUGUUUGACUUCAGGUCAAAUAGUUCUUUGGGAUCACCAACAAGGCAAGGGUACCAGCCCACCUCUCCAGCACUCUCCCCAACACAUCAGAAUUCCCAUUAUAGGCAUAGCCCCCCACACACAUCUCCUGCUCACCAGGCCUCUUACCAUUUUAGCCCACCUCCAACUGGUAGCCAAGGGAAAGAAUAUCAAAGUCCACCUCCUUCACCUCUUCGCAGAGGCCCUCAAUACCGGGCCAGCCCUCCUGCAGAUAACAUGAAUGUCUACAGGGUCCAGUCUGGCUCACCAGUGCGAUAUCAGCAGGAACCCAGCAUCAGUCAGCUUCCCAGUCGGCCAAAAUCUCCACUCUCUAAAAUGACACAGAGGUCUUUCCAGAUGCUUCCACUACCUGUUGCGGUCCCCCAGCAGGGGAUCAGGUUGCAGCCCGCCAAGGCACAGAUUGUCCGAAGCAACCAGUCGGGUUCAGCUGUGCACUGCAGUACCGUGAUUCCUACAGGCACUUAUGGCCAAGUAGCCCACUCAGUGGCCAGCAAGUACCAACCUGCAUCAACAGAAAUAGCUGUUGGCCAAAGUCGACUGGUCUACCAGAGCUCCAUUGGAGGGAUUGUGGGGGAUGGGAGGCCAGUACAGCACGUCCAAGCAAGUCUCAGCGCAGGAGCAAUCUGCCAGCAUGGAGGGCUGGCUAAAGAGGAUCUUCCACAAAGACCUUCCUCUGCCUACCGUGGUGGGAUGAGAUACAGUCAAACCCCACAGAUUGGGCGCAGCCAGUCAGCUUCCUAUUAUCCAGUCUGUCAUGCAAAGCUUGAUCUGGAACGUUCCUCCCUACCAUCCAGCCAGCUUGGUUCCCCUGACAUCUCUCAUUUGAUACGAAGGCCCAUGACAGUAAACCCUAGUGAAAUAAAGCCCCAUCCACCAACUCCAAGACCUCUGCUUCAUUCCCAAAGUGUUGGCCUCAGAUUUUCCCCUUCUAGCAAUAGCAUCUCAUCCACUCCCAAUCUGAAUCCCCCAUUCCGGCCUUCUGCUUCUAUUCAGCAGAUGGAGAUUCCCCUUAAGCCAGCUUAUGACAGGUCAUGUGAUGAGCUUUCCCCAGUCUCUCCAACACAGAGCAGCUACCCCAGUGAGCCCGCCCGCUCCAGGACCACACCUUUCAUGGGAAUCAUCGAUAAAACUGCCCGGACUCAGCAGUAUCCUCAUCUACACCAACAGAACAGAACAUGGGCUGUAUCUUCAGUGGAUACUGUUAUAAGCCCCACAUCUCCUGGGAAUAUUCCUCAGCCAGAAACGUUCAGUCCGCCUUCCUCAAUCAGCAGCAUUGCCUUUUAUAACAAAACCAACAAUGCACAGAAUGGCCACUUGCUGGAGGAUGAAUAUUACAACCCACAUGGGAUGUUGGCCAAUGGCUCCCGAGGAGACCUCCUAGAGAGAGUUAGUCAAACCUCUUCAUAUCCCGAUGUUAAGGUGGCCAGGACACUGCCUGUUGCGCAGGCAUAUCAGGACAACCUCUAUAGGCAACUUUCCAGAGACUCUAGGCAAGGACAGACAUCCCCUAUCAAACCAAAGAGACCAUUUGUGGAGUCUAAUGUGUGAAAAGGACCUGUAUUGGAGUAAGAGCGUAGUGUUUUCAGCACACAUUUCCCAGCUGAAUUCCCAUAUUACAUUGCUGUUGUUCCUCUUUCCAGUUUAAAAUCAAAAAUCAUUCUUUAGCAGACCACCAACCAGGGUUUUUCCUGUAAUUUCUGUGUGAUGACAAGGCAGUCCAACACAUGCUCCAAACCCUUUGCUACACACAGCUGACCUCAGAAAAAGCCAGCAUUUAUUUCAGUUUUCAAUUAGGCAUGUUAUUGAGGCUGACCCAGAAAGAUUCUGUACACAUUCAAAGGAGGUAACCAGCUCUUUGGGGAAGAAAAGUUAACUUCAGAAACCUAAAUCAAUUUUAUUGCAGGCUUUACAUUUCCUCUAGAAUACCGAACCUUUUUUGCUUGGAAAUUUCAUUCUUCAUUCAGCAUACAAUAUUUAAUUACGUCCAAAGAGCAUUUACCUGCACAGAAUGGGUUUUUUCCCCAAUAUUAAUGAGGAGCUAUGCAUAAAAACCAUCCUGCGUCUAUCUGAUGUAAAAGGAUUGAACAUUAGUCUUCAAAAUUCAUGAUUCUAACAUUUAACAUUCUUGCAUGCCAAUCUGUUGGUACAGACUACAAUGGGUAACACUAUUUUGAAAAGCAUGCUCCAAAUUACACUGCUUUGAUUUUCUGUGAGGGAUUUUAACAAAUAUUCAGGGAGAAAUCAGAGUUUUCUCCACUUCAGCCAAUCAUUGGGCAACUACCUUGAUCUGUAUAUUGGACUUCAGUCCAUUGUCUGGUGGGCCUGUCCUCUUGAUAGAAUGGCAUCUUACUGAUUCACACUCCAGGUAUUGUUCCCAUAUUAGCAACAUUCAAUUUUAAAGAAUCUGGGAUGUCUCAGAGUUAUAAAGCAAUUUUCCCAAAUGUUGGUGGAUUUCAAUUCCUGGCAUCUCUGACUAUCGGCUAGGCUUGCUGAGGAUGUUGGGGCUUGUAGGCCAAUGACAUCUGGGAACCCAAAUUUGGAAAAGGAACUGAGAGAGAAAACCAGAGUUAUUGCAUUUUCAAGAGAGCAGUCAUGUUAGCAAAAUAACAACUUUAAAGAUUAAUGAAUGUAUUAUGGAACAACCUUUAAUGGACUUUAGCCUGCAUCCUGAAUCUGAUGAUAUGGGCUAUAGUCCACAAUCACUUAUGCCAGCAUAAUUGUGUUAGUCUUUAAGGUGCCACAAGAUUCCUUGUAGAAUUUUUACAGACACUCCUAUAGUUGAUGCUUUCAUCCUAGAUUCAGUAUUAGUGCUCUUGUAGCAGUGCCUCCCAGAGUAGAGAUGCUUCAAGGCAUCUGGGUAUUUCUUUCCUGCAGAUAGUUUUGGAAUGAAACACUUUAUUUCACUCUUCACUGUUUGUAGCACAACUAUAAUUUUGAUUAUCUAAGUCAAAGGCGGGCAGACGCUAGAUCUUCAGAUAUUUUAGAUUUCAGCUCCCACAAGCCCAGGACCACUGGUAGAGGGCCCCAAUAUGUUCCCAGGGUCCCAGAUCCUUUCCUCAGAUCUCUAAUUACCCAUGGAUACUAAUGGAUUUUUUGUCUCAGGUUAAUUCACAUGCAAGGGACAACUUUUAAGCAGGGUUUUAGCUAGGGAAAGAAGGUGUUGACCCUCAUUGCUCAUGCAGUUUCUGCGCUCAAUCUUUCUGUUUGUGCCAGGUAGAGGACUUUUCCUAAGCUAAAUUGAUAAAUGGGGUCUUGAUUAAUAAAAAUUUAAGCCCCUAAAAAUCUUACCUCUGCAUGGUAAUUAAACUUAGGGGAAAAAGGGCCCUGAACCUUUUCAGAGUGUAGCAGUGCCCCUGCAGAAGCCCCUGCCAAAGGCCAAAACAUCUGGAGAAGGUCAAGUGAAAAAAGACAAUGACAAUACAGAAACCUGAGGUGAAAAGCACAUAAGGGAAGAGGCAGGAAUUAUCAAGAAUGCUUUCAGUCUGUGCCACUUUUGGUUAGCUCAGGAAGGUAUGACUUGACACCACUGGGGAAGGGAUGGCAAGACUACAAACCUAUAUAGGAGACGAGAGAACAUCAGAGAUAGAGGUUGUCCACAUGAGCUUGAAGAUGGCAUAAACACAAAGCAGUGCAAAUUACACUUUGCUUUUUCUGCAUUAUGAUCAGAGAGGAAAUUUUACUGCUGGCUGUAAACUAAGCAGGGUAAUUUCUCUCCACACCAGGAUUGCUCAGGAAUGGAUAAGUAAUCUCUUAGCUAGCCCUAGUUGAAAUAGCAGUUCAUUUUUAUUGCUAAGAUAUUUUAAACGGCACAGUUUUUUAAGCAUAAAGCAGCCUUCUGUCAAAGUACACAUACUUUGCUUCAUGAUUUAUAUUCAGUACAUACCUAUUUUUUUGUUCUGUCAUCACAAGUUCCUCUGUAUAACCUGAAAAAUGAUAGAAAAUAUAUUUCUAUUAAAUUACAAGGGUUGAAAUUUCAAAAACCAGGAUAAUAGAUUCCAUACUUGAAAACAUUACAGAUACUUCCUGUUUUAAGAUCCUGGAGCUUAGAGAGACAAAGAUUAAUGAAACAGUUUAAGGAAAUAUUUUUGGUUGGUUCUCUUAAUAGGGGUUGCCACACUUGUUUAAAUGCAAAAAAUCCAGACUGUUUCCAAAUAUUCUAUUUACUUUGAAUUUGGUCCUUCGUUAGAAUUAAAAAAAAAAAUCACAGCUCCUAUUGAUUGCAUUCCAAAAUGCAUUUUGUGUAAUAGAAAAAACACAUAGUGGGAGAAGAGGAGAAGUAUUCAGCUAUUGGUGUGCUAAGGCAUGUUGGUGUCUGGCAAGCUCAGACAUUUGCAAGUACUUUUUUUUCAAGGAAGGGGGCAUGUUUCAAUUCAAAUAUUGUUUUAACUCAAACAUCAAAAGAAGUUAUGUUUCUUUUAAUAUGUAUAUGUGAGAGAGAGGUGAAUGAGGAAGUUUUAAUAAAUUACUCAAGACAGAAGAGAGAAGGUGUAACUCCAAAUUUGCUUUCCUGGAAUAAAUACCACCCCCCACCCCAUACAUUUAUGUCCUAAGGAAGUUAAAAAGGAGGGGUUGAUGAACCUCCUCCUAUAUGGAGGGAUCCUUCAUCUUAAGAAUUCUGUGUCAACUUAGAAAUGUUUAUAAAUACCAGUUAUUGAAAACUCUAGAAUGUGCACCACACAAGAUUAAGUUUCUCUGUGUUAAACAGUGAUUGCAGGAGGAAGAGGGUUAGAUUUCUGCCCCUGCUUUGAGACUACUUGUAUCAUGCCAAAGCUAGAACCUAUUUUGCUACAACAAAUGGUCAUCAAAAUAAUGGUUAAUACUUUGUGCCUUUUGGCAAUGAUAAAAAUAUUUGUACCACAUCCAUUGGUACAACAGGAAUAACCGAUAUGUAUUACUCUGCCUUUCUUGAUAAAAUAGAACAACAAGCAAAUUUAGCUUCCUCUGUCAUGUGCGAAGCAGAGCAAUAUCGCUGGUGUCAUGCUGCUCGUCUUUAAAGUUGUAAGAUUCUUGUUGAUGGCAUGCUUCAGUCUUUAAUCUGGCUGUUUUACUCUGCUCUUCACUGCCACAGGGUUUACAGUUACUGUACCUGUUUACAUUGAUCAGUUAGCAAAAGAACUGGCAUGCACAUCCAAAAUGAGGUUUCCCCUCUCCUACCCCCAACAGUAUUAUGACAUGAUUUCACAGGAUUUUUGCACUGAUGGGUUUGCCACCUGCUAUAUCUGUACGUGGGGUCCACUUUACAGUUGUGGUAAAUAAAUGUUACUGAUGUCUUUAUUAGAAACACAGCAAAACAGCCCUUUCAAAGUAAUUAAAAGCAUUAAAUCAAAUAUAUAGCACAAGUAUUAGCUGUUGCAUUUAACAUCAACAGGUGAUUUUUUUCUCCAGUUUGAAAAGGAAUGUUUGAGAGCUGUGACUUACCCAAUUGAUCUCCUAGCAAUUCUCUUUAGGGGCACCUGAGGCUUAGUUGUCGCUUUUGGUUAACAAGGAAUACAUCUUGGCUGAAAUGGAAGUGGCUUUGUCUUUCCUAGAAUGUUUGUUCUCUCAUCUUAGAUUUUGUUGAGUCAUUGUGUCCUCUCUUGAAAUACAAUGUGAUGGAACACAACAUAUUUUUUUCACUGCCCUUUCUGCAAUUUAAAUGCCUUUCUGCAAAUUAAACAUCUGAAUUUUUUUCUACUCAGGAAACUAUGAUAGAAUGGCUCACACCACAACCUCGAGGGCUCCCAUACGGGUUAAAAAGAAAGGCCAUGCAAAAAAUACUGAAGUACUCCACACACAAGACAAACUCUCAAUCUCUAAACUGGCGUUUAAGUGCGCUUUUUAUCCACCCAGUCAAGGAAACCAUAUAAACCAGCUUCUUGAAUCCAUCAACAUUUCUGCUUUCAACGUAUGCGGGUUUUAACAAAGCCCUCAACUGUUGCUGCUCUGACAUUGCGAAAGAGCGUUUACUUGCCCACUGGAAGACUCGCUCUGAACUAGAAUCUAGAUGCUGGCUUAUGGCGAGUCUUCAAGCUGGGCCUGGGCUUCUCUACACGAGGCAUUGUGCACUCGGGACCCUUCACUCACAGAAUCUGGUAGGACCGUGACACGACGUCUCCAUCCUCCAGGUCUCCCCGCCUCAUUUUGUCGGCCUAUUUGCGGCUUAAUAGGAAUAAUAAGGUAUUACUUUGUAAAGGCUGAAAUAGAAGCGCUUCUAAUUCAGAAAUUGCGUUCUACUAUAGCACCACCUUGUGGUUGUAUAAGUCAACAUAGAGGAAGCGGAAAAAGUAAAAGAAAGCGUGUCAAUUACGCGCCCUCAAGCAAAGAAACGGAAGAGGCCUAUUUAAAGGCCCAAGUUAAAGGCUUAAUGCAGAGAGGUCUAUACUCAAGUUCUCUGGUUCUGAGGGCCAAACUAGAUAUGGCACCCAAUCAGCCUCCAGAAUGUAAGGAAAAGGACUUUUAACUCCCUUCCAGGAUCCUGACAAAAUUGGCAUUUUACAAAACUGUCAGUUCUGACUUUCUGUAAAAUGUGAACUGCUUUCAGCAAACGAGAAGCAGGGACAGAAUAGAAAGAUAAAGUUCCCCUCAUCACUCUCCAUGGUCCCUCCAUGCCUACUAGUUACAUAACAAAAUAUGCUUGUUAAAUGUAUUUGUGUGAUUAAUAUCAGAGUGAGUUUGGCUAUGAGUCAGCUUUACAUCUAGGAUUUUAAAAAUAUUAAUUAAAGCUGACACCUAAAAAGAAUUGCUAUCAGCUCCAAACCAUGGGAUUGAUUGCUAAAUAUAUUUCAAGCUCUGCUUUCAUCCAUGGGAGACAUCUGCCAGGUUUGUGCAUGCCUCUAAUGCAGGUUGUAAGACAUGUCUUCACAGGGCAAGUGCUGUUGUUUUUAAGAAUUUCAUUCACACAUAGGAAUUUUAAAUGAGAGUCCCUGAAGAUAAGCAUCCUUCUGCAGUUUCAGAAACAGAGACAUGCAAGGGGUAGGAGAACAUUUCUUUUACAUUUGAAGCCUGUAGAGGUUUUUUAUGCAUUUAUUAUUUCAAUCUUUAAAGAAUGGACUGUGGAGAAAGAGAUUAAGUCUGCGCAUAUUCUAAAAACCAGAGUCACUUGCUUGGCAUUGGGUAGAAUUCACAAACUGCAAAUUAUUCCAGAACCACACAAAAAGUAAUCUUGUAGAAAACCAAAGUACCAGCUUUUGGGGGGCCUUACAUAAAGUAAUGAACAUCACGGUGUGCCUAGAAAUUCUUCUUUUGUUAUGGUAGCCCCUUGAAAACUCUUG
Varanus komodoensis (Komodo dragon) is the source of this 12198-nucleotide messenger RNA. It is a transcript of the gene TANC2, whose product is annotated as tetratricopeptide repeat, ankyrin repeat and coiled-coil containing 2. The transcript is spliced from 27 exons. Gene Ontology annotation, molecular function: protein binding. Gene Ontology annotation, biological process: regulation of dendritic spine morphogenesis. Gene Ontology annotation, cellular component: dendritic spine. Lineage: Eukaryota; Metazoa; Chordata; Lepidosauria; Squamata; Varanidae. The coding region runs from base 317 to 6496 and encodes 2059 amino acids. The record is from RefSeq and is a predicted model, not a curated record.